Rotaria sordida is the source of this 390-nucleotide messenger RNA. NCBI's taxonomy places the organism in Eukaryota, Metazoa, Rotifera, Eurotatoria, Philodinida, Philodinidae. The record is from the annotation of a GenBank genome assembly.
AUGCCUCAACCAACACAAUCAGAUCCAGAAUUUGCUCUUGGUGUUGAUGUUAGCAAAUUUAAUUGUGCUUUUGAUGAACAUACAAAAUUCGUACGACAAGUCUUUCGUCAAGCUAGAUAUGCAUCAAAUCCGAAUUUUGUUUUACAAAACGAAGAUAUGGUUCUGAGUAUCCAAAAUGCAAUGAAAAAGCGUGAUCAACGAUUACAACAAGAUGAAGAAUAUUUUAAACAUGUGUGGCAACUUGUAAAAGAAUCAGUUAAGCAGCUCAAGCACGAUCACAAACGAAAUCUUACAUUUCAAACAUUACGUGCACAAAUCGGUAAUAUGAAUCCAUCUCAAUCUCAAGCUGCCGAUAUUCAAUCAUGUGAAAAUAGUAUUUCAAAUAAUUAA